Molecule: messenger RNA, 3671 nt
Organism: Erpetoichthys calabaricus (reedfish)
Lineage: Eukaryota; Metazoa; Chordata; Cladistia; Polypteriformes; Polypteridae
Gene: grik4
Product: glutamate receptor, ionotropic, kainate 4
Exons: 21
Coding region: 594-3512 (972 amino acids)
Biological process (GO): modulation of chemical synaptic transmission; monoatomic ion transport; synaptic transmission, glutamatergic
Cellular component (GO): plasma membrane; kainate selective glutamate receptor complex; presynaptic membrane
Molecular function (GO): kainate selective glutamate receptor activity; transmitter-gated monoatomic ion channel activity involved in regulation of postsynaptic membrane potential
Source: RefSeq, a predicted model, not a curated record
GCACAGCAGCGCUUCUCUCCAUUUGGAGGGUUGUGCACUUCGCUCGUCUUCCUCGCCCGGUCGCACAUCUCUGUGUCUAGCGAGCCUCCCAGAGCAGAGCUUCCGAUCUCACUUGAGGAUUACUUGACAUUCUUCCACAGCGUUGCUGCAGAUAUGGGUUCUGCUGCCAUUUGGAAUCCCGUUUUGUUUUUGUUUGAAGCGAAGAAUGGAAAAGCGCAGGUCAGGAAGACACCACUAGAGAGGGGUUCUAGUUAAUCAAAUCUGCACCGAUAUCUGGAGAACUUUUAAUUUCCCUCAUUUACAACAAUAAUCCAGUUUGUAGAGGGCCUGCAAGGAGUAACCCACCGUUUAUUCCAACAGUUUGCUGGUCACUUGGAGACAGCAGCAUGCUGACAUCUUAAAUGCAAUGACUGUAUCACAGAUGCUUCUGAGUCAGCUGGGUGAGGAUUAACCUCUUCCUGUCCUUACUAGGCAAGAGACGACCCGCUGGAAUGUUUCUGCUGCACGUGUCAUCACCUUGGCUCCAGUUACACCUUUCACAGGUGACUAUGAAAUGGGGACACCCUGAAAGGCCCCAUGAGGAUUCAUAGAAGAUGCUCAUAGCCUGGGCGCAUCUGCUCUUCCUAGCGAUGUGGGUGAGAAACAUCGCCGGUGACCGCCACUCCCUGCGUAUCGCUGCAAUUCUUGAUGACCCUAUGGAAUGCAGCCGAGGUGAGAGGCUGGCAAUUACCUUGGCGAAGGAGGGCAUUAAUCGAGCAACUGACCGCUCACGGACUGCAAAGCUAGAAGUGGACAUUUUUGAGCUUCUGAGAGACAGCCAAUAUGAAACGGGAGAAACAAUGUGCCAAAUUCUGUCCAAAGGAGUGGUUGCUGUCUUGGGUCCUUCUGCCAGCCCGGCAUCAAAUUCCAUCAUCAGCAAUAUAUGUGGUGAGAAGGAGGUCCCAUAUGUGAAAGUGGCCCCAGAAGACAUCCUUAAGGUACAGUUUCAGAGAUUCACGACACUAAAUAUGCGGCCCACCAACACGGACGUCAGCCUGGCCAUCGCCGGCCUUCUGCAGUUCUUCAACAGCACUACUUCCUGCCUCAUCUGUGCCAAAGCUGAGUGCCUGCUCAACCUGGAGCGUCUGCUGCGCCAGUUCCUAAUCUCCAAGGACACACUCUCUGUGCGUAUGUUAGAUGACAGCCAGGACCCCACGCCCCUUCUUAAGGAGAUCCGUGAUGACAAGAGUUCCACCAUUAUCGUAGAUGCCAACACCACAAUGUCACACAUCAUCCUCCAGCGGGCCUCGGAGCUAGGGAUGCUCUCCAUUCACUACACCUACAUCUUCACCUCUCUGGAAUUCCCUCUACUACGGCUUGAUGACCUAGCUGAUGAGCGUGUCAACAUUGUGGGUUUUUCCGUUUUCAACUGGACGCAUCCUUUCUUCCAAGACUUUGUGUUAAGUCUGAACCGCUCCUGGCAGGAAAACUGUGAUCACGCCCCCUUUGCUGGACCACCGCUUUCCUCAGCACUACUGUAUGAUGCAGUCCAUGCUGUAGUGAAUGCAGCACAUGAACUGAAUCGUAGCCAGGAAAUUGGAGUCAAACAGCUGUCCUGCAAGUCAUCUCAGAUCUGGCCACAUGGGACAAGCCUGAUGAACUACCUAAGGAUGGUAGAAUUAGAAGGUCUAACCGGCCACAUUGAGUUCAACAGCAAAGGUCAGAGGUCUAACUAUGCUCUGCGGGUGAUGAAGAACACCAGAGAUGGACUAAGGCAGAUUGGGCAGUGGCAUUCAGAAGAAGGUCUAGCAAUGGAUGCAAAACUACAGUCUUUAAAUGCAUCGGACACCUUAUUCAACACCACUCUGCACAUCACAACCAUACUGGAGAACCCAUACGUGAUGCUCCGACCAAAUCACCAGGAGCUGGAAGGGAAUGAUCGAUAUGAGGGUUUCUGUGUGGACAUGCUGAAGGAGUUGGCAGAAAUCCUAAAGUUUAACUACAAGAUUCGACUGGUGGCAGAUGGGGUAUACGGUGUUCCUGAGGCUAAUGGCUCCUGGACAGGGAUGGUGGGCGAACUGAUGUCACGGAAGGCUGACCUGGCAGUGGCUGCCCUGACAAUCACAGCCGAGAGAGAGAAGGUAAUUGACUUUUCAAAGCCCUUCAUGACUCUGGGGAUCAGCAUCAUGUACAAGGUGCACAUGGGCCGCAGGCCAGGCUACUUUUCAUUCCUGGACCCCUUCUCUCCUGGAGUGUGGCUCUUCAUGCUGCUGGCCUAUCUGGCUGUUAGCUGUGUCCUAUUUCUUGUUGCCAGGUUGACCCCCUAUGAAUGGUAUAACCCACACCCCUGUCUGAAGGGGCGCUGCAAUCUGCUUAUUAACCAGUACUCCCUGGGCAAUAGUCUAUGGUUUCCAGUUGGAGGCUUCAUGCAACAAGGCUCCACCAUUGCUCCUCGUGCUCUAUCCACACGAUGUGUUAGUGGUGUCUGGUGGGCCUUCACCCUGAUCAUCAUAUCCUCCUACACAGCAAACCUUGCUGCCUUCCUGACCGUCCAAAGGAUGGACGUACCCAUCGAGUCUGUAGAUGACCUGGCUGAUCAGACGGCUAUCGAAUACGGAACCAUGCAUGGGGGGUCUACUAUGACCUUCUUCCAGAACUCCCGCUACCAGACCUACCAGAGGAUGUGGAAUUUCAUGCACUCAAAGCAACCCAGCGUAUUUGUCAAGAGUACAGAGGAGGGUAUUGCACGAGUUCUCAACUCAAACUACGCUUACCUUCUAGAAAGUACCAUGAAUGAAUAUUACCGGCAGCGCAAUUGCAACCUCACGCAGAUUGGAGGCCUGCUGGACACCAAGGGCUAUGGCAUCGGCAUGCCACUGGGAUCAGUAUAUCGAGAUGAGUUUGACCUAGCCAUCCUGAAGCUGCAGGAAGAGAACCGCUUAGAGAUCCUCAAGAGGAAGUGGUGGGAAGGUGGGAAGUGUCCUAAAGAAGAAGACCACCGAGCCAAAGGUCUGGGGAUGGAGAAUAUUGGAGGCAUUUUUGUGGUGCUGGUGUGUGGGCUGCUGGUUGCUAUCUUCAUGGCAGUCUUGGAGUUCAUAUGGAUGCUGCGGCGUUCUUCAGGAACAGAGGUGAGAGUUGCAGAAGAAAUGAAGCUAUCUGUGUGUGAGGAGAUGCUCCGAGAGCUGCGUGGCAUUAUCCUGUGCCGGGACAGUCUGCAGCUUCAUCGCCGGAGAGGUGGGGUCACUUUACGGCCCCGGCCACUUCCCCUGGAAGAACGGAGGGCAAGGGCAGUGGCGGCCAGCCUCAGCAAUGGAAAGCUGUGUGGGGGUAGUGCCCCUGAACCUCUUGCACACAGACUGGCACAGGAAGCAGCCCUCGUAGCAAGGGGCUGCACACACAUCCGGGUGUGUCCUGAGUGCCGGCGCUUCCAAGGGCUUAGGGCCCGGCCUGCAGGAGCCAGCGGUGCCUCUCCAGUCCACAGUGAGGAGAGCCUGGAGUGGGAAAAGACAACAAACAGCAGUGAGCCGGAGUAAAAAGGGCCAGCAAACACUCGGAGCUGCUGAAUCCUGCAGGCAGAGGGGAGAGUGGCACCACCAGUAAGGUGGGCAGGGAGAAGUGUGCCAAGACCUCCUGGACGCUGACCAACAACUCAUUUCUAAUAUAUAUUAUUUUUUUCUCCUUCUGCCCCAUUC